Molecule: messenger RNA, 336 nt
Organism: Aureobasidium subglaciale EXF-2481
Lineage: Eukaryota; Fungi; Ascomycota; Dothideomycetes; Dothideales; Saccotheciaceae
Exons: 3
Coding region: 1-336 (111 amino acids)
Source: RefSeq, a predicted model, not a curated record
AUGCGUCUUCCCAGCCUAUUGCUCGCCCUCUCUGCCUUGAUGCUCAGCGUCAAGGCCGAGAUCGACAUCUCAUCUCUCCCUCAAGCCCUGCAAGUAUGCAUGACCGAAAGACAAGGCGACUUCGGCAUGAAACACCAUAACUUCACCUGGAAAACCGGAGAUGCUGCAGACCUCUGUGCUAUGCCGGUGGAAAGAAUGAUGGCUCUUACGAGAUACAUCGUGCCUUGCGUCAGACAGUAUUGCAUGACGAAUGAGUGUCCUACUGAUGAUGAAGGAAAAGCGAUGCUCGCAAGCUGGUAUUCGGGUCUUUGUGGAAAGGGAAAGAUUGGAGCUUGA